This is a messenger RNA of Diversispora eburnea, 642 nucleotides long. The record is from the annotation of a GenBank genome assembly. Lineage: Eukaryota; Fungi; Glomeromycota; Glomeromycetes; Diversisporales; Diversisporaceae.
AUGUCUUAUUAUUUCGUAAUAGUUGGUACUAAAGAUAAUCCAAUUUAUGAAUUAGAAUUUGGUACUUCGGGUAUAAAAUCUGGCAAUAUCGACUCUAAUUUGAAGAAAGAUGAAAGUAGACACUUGAACCAAUUUAUUGUACAUUCCGCAUUAGAUCUCGUUGAAGAAAUGCAAUGGAAUAAAUUUAAUGACUGGCUUGUUUCCGCAUUCACUACAGCUGGAAAUAUUAAAUUCAUGUUGUUACAUGAAUCAAAAAAUGAAGAUGGUAUCCGAAAUUUUUUCAAUGAAUGUUAUGAACUUUAUAUCAAGAUUCUAAUGAAUCCAUUUUAUGAGCUCAAUACUCGGAUUACUUCUUCUUCAUUUGAUGCCAAAUUUAUCCCAUUUUCCACAAAUAACUUAAGAAUUUUCUUGACUCUAAGAGUUUUAAUUCGCAAGGCAACCGGUGUAAUAACAGCUCGUGUCGCAUUUCAAAUAAAUGAAUUAAGCUUUUUGUUUGUGGUUUUUAUGCCACUUUCGAUUUUUUAUCAUCAAGAAAAUCACAUGAUAAACCCCGUACGAUCAAACUUGUCGAACACUUUUGCCAAUUCACUAAUUUGGUUUGUUAAAAGUAAUUUAUUACCAAUGAAUGAAAAAGGAUCUUGA